Messenger RNA from Plasmopara halstedii, 1755 nucleotides. RefSeq names its product Protein phosphatase 2A regulatory subunit A and related proteins. NCBI's taxonomy places the organism in Eukaryota, Oomycota, Peronosporomycetes, Peronosporales, Peronosporaceae. Gene Ontology annotation, molecular function: protein binding; protein phosphatase regulator activity. The record is from RefSeq and is a predicted model, not a curated record. Gene Ontology annotation, cellular component: protein phosphatase type 2A complex; cytoplasm. Bases 1 to 1755 code for a protein of 584 amino acids. Gene Ontology annotation, biological process: protein dephosphorylation. The transcript has 7 exons.
AUGGCGGCGACAAUUACUGAAGACAACAGCCUAUACCCGAUUGCGAUCCUUGUAGACGAACUAAAGCAUGAAGACGUUCAACUUCGGUUAAAUUCAAUCCGCCAGGUUCGCAUAAUCGCUGAGGCACUAGGUCCUGAACGCACGCAAAGCGAGUUACUUCCUUUUAUGAAUGACUCGUUAGAUGACGAAGAUGAGGUACUGCUUGUGAUGGCGGAAGAGCUCGGCAACUUUGUUAAUGUUGUAGGCGGCCCAGCGCACGCAUAUUUGCUGCUUAAACCCCUCGAGUCGCUGGCGACGGUAGACGAAGCUUGUGUUCGCGACAUGGCAGUGCGCUCGAUCUGCAAGAUAGUGGAGCUCCUAGAGUCUCACCACGUCGUCGAGCAUUUUGUACCCGUCCUGCGGCGUCUCGUCACACGCGACUGGUUCACAUCGCGCAUUGCAUCGUGCAAUCUUUUUCAGGUGGGCUACACGCAACUUUCAGCUGACCUUCAGGCCGAGCUUCGAGGAAUGUUUGGCCAGCUUUGCCGUGAUGAUACGCCAAUGGUGCGCAAGGCAGCGUCUGCGGCUUUAGGAGGCUUUGCUUCGGUGAUGGAAGGCGUUGGUGCCAGUGGAGAUAUACUUCCACUAUUUUUGUCGCUGGCUACAGACCGUCAAGACUCUGUUCGAAUACACACAAUCGAUAAUGCUGUGGCGUUGGCACGUCUCGUUCCGGCGGAUGUACUUUUGACACAGGUGCUGCCAGCUAUCUUUGAAAUUGCGCGUGAUAGCUCGUGGCGAGUACGUUGGUCUGUAGCCAAUCGAUUCUCAGAAGUCUGUGAGGCCUUGAAUGCAGAGACAAUUAAUUCCACCUUCUGUGACUCGGUGGUGUCGUUGCUUGAGGAUAGCGAAGCAGAAGUGCGCACUGCGGCUACGUCGAAAAUCCUUGGUGUUGUAAAGCUUCUGCAGCCUCCAAAGAUUGUGGAGAAGAUUGUUCCAUGCUUUCAGCGUCUCGCACGCGACAUGUCAGACCACGUGCGUUCUGCUCUUGCUUCAGUAGUUAUGAAGAUUGCUCCAUUUUUGGGCCGGGAUCUUACCAUUGAGCUACUUCUACCACUCUUCCUGCUUUUGCUAAAUGAUCAAAACUCAGAAGUUCGCCUCAAUGUGAUCUCAAAUUUGGAAGAAGGCAACGCUAUCAUUGGAAUUGAGCUGUUGUCACAGUCGCUCUUGCCUGCUAUUGUGCAUCUUGCAGAAGAUCGUCAGUGGCGUAUCCGACUAGCGAUAAUAGAGUAUAUUCCGCUGCUGGCUGCUCAGUUGGGACGUGACUAUUUUGAGGAACAGCUUUCGCAGCUUUGCAUGGCCUGGCUGGUGGACAAUGUGUUCUCUAUCCGUGAAGCGGCUACAAUCAACUUAAAAAAUCUUACUGAGCACUUUGGUGUAGACUGGGCAAGAACAAGUGUCAUGCCGCGGAUCGUGACGAUGCACUCAAAUGCUAACUUUUUGCAUCGCUUGACGUCUUUGUAUGCCGUCAAAGUACUGAGUGAAGCGAUGACGGCUGAAACAAUCCAAACACUGCUCGUUCCGCUGGUAAUUGAGCUCGCUCAGGAUCCGGUUCCUAACAUCCGUUUUAACGUAGCUAAAACACUGGAGGUACUCGGGCUGAAAGUAGACACAGAAGCGUGCUCCGCUACUGUCGUUCCAUGCUUGACGGCGCUGCAGCAAGACGGCGAUGCUGAUGUUGUUUACUUUGCGCAGCGCGCGCUUACGACCCUCGGCUAG